UUUAUCUCAUUCUUAGCUACGCUAGUUCAUCGUAGUGACGGCGGCAUCAAUUUCUGUAUUAAUUAAACCAUUUGUCGCAAAAACUGCGCGUCCUUUGCCUUUCUACGGUUAAAAUUUUGAUUAAAGUUUUAAAUUGUGUUAAAUCGUGAUUUAAAUGGCAUCAGACGAAGAAGUAGAUGGUUCUUUUGCAGGGGACGAAGAUGUAGAAGAAGGUGAAGGCCAGAAUGAGAACUCUGCAGAAAGUGAUGAAGCUCCACCAAAGGAGGAUGAUGACUAUUCUCCAGAAGAUGGGAGAAAGAAGAAAAAGGGAAAGAAAAGAAAAGCCAGAGGCGAAGAAAAGAAAGGAAGAAAGAAGAAAAAGAAGCGAAAGAAUGAGAGUGAAGAAGAUGAAGAUUUUGGUAUGGAAAUGGAGGCUGAAGGUGAUAGUGACUAUGCAUUGAGUGCAGUUUCAUCCGGCAAGAAGUCACGCAAGGGUCGUGGAAGCAAGCACAACACAUCAACUCCAGCCGCUUCUGAUUCAGGAUCUGGUAUGCCCACCGUGGAAGAAGUGUGUUCAUCAUUUGGUCUCACAGAUGUAGAUAUUCAGUAUUCAGAUGCAGAUCUCGAAAACUUAACCAGUUAUAAGCUAUUCCAGCAACAUGUGCGACCAUUUAUUGUUAAGGAAAAUCCAAAGGUACCAGUGUCGAAACUGAUGAUGUUGGUCGCAGCUAAGUGGCGACUAUUUUGUGAGACAAACCCUCACUUGGACGGAGGUAAUAAUCAGAAUAUUGGUGGUUCUGAAGAAAAUACAAACACUUCGACGGUCUCAGAUUAUCCGCCUAAGAGGAGUGGACGUCCGUCUAAAGAAAAGCUGAUAGAUGAGUAUAUAGACGAGCCAGAAGAGGAAGAGGACGACAUGAUCAGUGAUGAGAGCACACCAGCGCCACGUAAACGCGGCAGGAAGCCGAAACAUGGCAAUACGUCCACGCCUAGAGGAAAGCCGGGUCGCAAGCCCAAAGUACCCACGCUCAAAAUUAAGUUCAGCAAGCGCAAACGGACUAGUAGUGAAGAAGACCAGGAGAACAGCGCAGGGGCGAAUUCUGACUCGGACGCGGAGUUCGAACAGAUGUUGGCCGAAGCCGAUGAACCCAAAACUGCUCCCAGUGUGGCCGAAGAGACCACUCCACCGAAAGAGGAGGAUCCCAAUUUACCUCCCCAGCCCAAGAAGAAAGCGAAGACGAAAAUUGGUAACAAAACAAAGAAGAAGAGGAACAAAUUGAAGACAACAAACAAGUUCCCAGAUGGUACCGAAGGAGAACAUGAACAUCAAGAUUAUUGUGAGGUGUGUCAACAAGGUGGUGAAAUUAUCCUCUGCGACACUUGCCCUCGUGCAUACCACUUGGUGUGUCUGGAACCAGAACUGGAGGAGACUCCCGAGGGCCGCUGGUCCUGUCCUCAUUGCGAGGCUGAAGGGACCCAGGACCAGGAUGAUGAUGAUGAGCAUCAGGAGUUCUGUAGGAUUUGUAAAGAUGGCGGUGAACUGCUCUGUUGUGACUCUUGUCCUUCGGCAUAUCAUAGAUUCUGUUUAAACCCGCCCUUGGAUGAAGUACCAGAUGGAGAUUGGAAAUGUCCGCGCUGCAGUUGUCCGCCGAUGGAUGGUAAAGUGGCAAAGAUUUUAACAUGGCGUUGGAAGGAGCACACCGGCAAGACUAAAGCGCCUCGCUCUCGGGAGUUCUUCGUGAAGUGGCACGAAAAAUCUUAUUGGCAUUGUAGCUGGAUUUCAGAGAUACAGUUGGACGUGUUCCACCCGCUAAUGUACCGCUACUACAUGCGUAAAUCGGACCCUGAAGAACCACCGAAGCUCGAUGAAGGCAUGGAGGAGCGAGAAGGACGAAGACGCAAUAGUAGACAUGUGCAACAAUCUGAUUUGAAUGAGAAAAUGUUGGAUGAGCAGUAUUACAGAUAUGGUGUCAAACCUGAAUGGCUGAUAGUCCACCGAGUGAUAAACCACCGGACAUCCCGAGAUGGCACAACUUACUACUUGGUGAAAUGGCGAGAUCUUUCUUACGACCAGGGUACUUGGGAAUCUGAACAUGCUGAUAUUGCCGGUUUGAAAAACGCUGUCGAUUACUAUCAGGACAUGCGGGCCUACUUUACGUCCGAAGGAAAAUCUAAGGGCAGCAAGGGCAAGAAAGCCGGCAGAAAGAGCAAAAAUAGAGAAAACACUGACGAUGAUGAAAAUAGCAGUGGUGUUCAGGGCAAGGGAAGUAGGAAAUAUAACCCGCCUCCAGAUCGGCCAACAACUAAUUUGAAUAAGAAAUAUGAAGAUCAACCGCCAUACGUCUAUGAAACGGGAAUGCAGCUGCACCCUUACCAGUUAGAGGGUCUCAACUGGUUGAGAUACUCUUGGGGUCAAGGCAUCGAUACCAUCUUAGCCGAUGAGAUGGGUCUCGGAAAAACUAUUCAAACGGUCACAUUCUUGAACUCCCUGUUUAAAGAAGGACACUGUAAAGGACCCUUCUUGGUAUCUGUCCCGCUAUCUACCAUUAUUAAUUGGGAGAGAGAAUUUGAACUUUGGGCUCCGGAUUUGUAUUGUAUUACGUACGUCGGUGAUAAGGAUUCUCGAGCGGUUAUACGCGAAAACGAGUUGACGUUCGACGACGGCGCCAACAGAGGCGGGAGACCCUCGAAGAUCAAGUCCCAAGUUAAAUUCAACGUCCUGCUGACGUCAUACGAGCUGAUCUCCAUUGAUUCCACGUGUUUGGGUUCCAUAGAGUGGGCCGUCCUCGUCGUCGACGAAGCUCACAGGCUCAAGAGUAACCAGUCGAAAUUCUUCAGGCUCUUGGCCGGAUAUCAAAUUAACUACAAACUUCUCCUGACCGGUACUCCCCUGCAAAACAACCUCGAGGAACUGUUCCAUCUCCUCAACUUCUUAAAUAAAGAUAAAUUUAACGACUUAGCCGCCUUCCAAAACGAAUUCGCGGAUGUAUCAAAGGAGGAGCAGGUAAAGAGGCUCCACGAGAUGCUCGGGCCGCACAUGCUGCGUCGUCUCAAGGCCGAUGUGCUCAAGAACAUGCCCACGAAGUCAGAAUUUAUCGUGCGUGUCGAGUUAUCCCCGAUGCAAAAGAAGUACUACAAGUACAUCUUGACGAGAAACUACGAGGCGCUAAAUCCAAAGGGCGGCGGUCAGACAGUUUCGCUACUCAACGUCAUGAUGGAUUUAAAGAAGUGUUGCAACCAUCCUUACCUGUUUCCCGUCGCGGCUGAAGAGGCUCCUUUAGGCCCUCACGGUAAUUACGACACUCAGGCCUUGGUGAAAGCGUCGGGAAAACUAGUUCUUAUGUCGAAAAUGUUGAGGCAGCUUAAAGAACAAGGACACCGAGUGCUAAUCUUCUCACAGAUGACAAAGAUGUUGGACAUUUUGGAAGACUUCUUAGAAGGAGAGGGAUACAAGUACGAAAGAAUCGACGGUGGUAUCACGGGAACGAUACGUCAGGAGGCCAUCGAUAGGUUCAAUGCACCCGGUGCUCAGCAAUUUGUGUUCCUGUUGUCGACCCGAGCCGGUGGUUUGGGUAUCAACUUGGCAACCGCUGACACUGUCAUUAUUUAUGACUCUGACUGGAACCCUCACAACGACAUCCAAGCGUUCUCCCGAGCUCACCGUAUCGGUCAGGCCAACAAAGUUAUGAUUUAUCGAUUCGUAACGCGUAACAGCGUAGAAGAAAGAGUGACCCAGGUGGCCAAGAGAAAGAUGAUGUUGACUCACUUGGUCGUGCGUCCCGGAAUGGGUGGAAAAGGAGCGAAUUUUACGAAACAGGAAUUAGAUGACAUUUUACGAUUCGGUACUGAAGAAUUGUUUAAGGAAGAGGAAGGCAAAGAAGAGGCUAUUCAUUAUGACGAUAGAGCUGUAGGAGAGUUGCUCGAUCGUUCCAAAGAAGGUAUCGAACAGAAGGAAUCGUGGGCUAACGAAUAUCUUAGUUCUUUCAAAGUUGCCAGUUAUUCUACAAAAGAAGGCGAUAACGAGGAAGAAGUGGAUACCGAAAUUAUUAAACAAGAAGCCGAGAACACCGACCCAGCCUACUGGAUUAAACUGCUUAGACAUCACUAUGAACAACACCAGGAAGAUCAAGCCAGAACACUCGGAAAAGGCAAAAGAGUUCGUAAACAAGUUAACUAUAACGAUGGAAGUGUCGCUCAAACAGAAAACAGGGAAGAUUCAACAUGGCAAGAAAAUGGUUCAGAUUACAAUUCCGACUUUUCGCAAGGUAGCGAAGAUGACAAAGAAGAUGACGACUUCGAUGAAAAGAAUGACAACGGUGAUCUCAGCCGUCGAAGCAAGAGACGUCUUGAAAGACGAGAAGAAAGAGACAGACCUCUUCCGCCUUUACUUGCGAGAGUCGGUGGGAACAUGGAAGUACUUGGCUUCAACGCCAGGCAGAGAAAAUCGUUCCUCAACGCGAUCAUGCGCUACGGAAUGCCGCCGCAAGAUGCAUUUAAUUCGCAGUGGUUAGUUCGAGACUUGAGAGGUAAAUCGGAGAGGAACUUCAAAGCCUACGUAUCGCUAUUUAUGCGGCAUUUAUGUGAACCGGGUGCAGAUAAUGCAGAAACAUUCGCAGACGGCGUGCCCCGAGAGAGUCUUUCACGGCAACACGUUUUGACACGAAUUGGUGUUAUGAGUCUCAUCAGAAAGAAAGUACAAGAAUUUGAGCACAUAAAUGGGUAUUACAGUAUGCCGGAAUUGAUAAGGAAGCCGGUCGAACCCGUUAAGAUCGCAGGCGCAGAAAGUUCAGCUCCUAGUCCGGCACCGUCUUCUGCCACUCCCAGCGCAUCAGCCGCACCUUCGCCCGCCCCGACGCAGGCCGCCCAGGCUUCGGGACAAGCUCCUACACCUGGAAGCUCAGAUAAGGACGACAAAGAAGAAAUAAAAGAAGAAAAGCCUGACGUUAAGGACGCUAAAGAGAAGGAAGAACCCAUGGACACGAGCGACAUAAAGGAGGAAGUUAAAACCGAAGAAAAAGAGACAAAGAUCAAAGAAGAAGUUAAAGAGGAAAGACGAAUGUCCGUCGACGAGGAACCGCCUAAAGACGAGGAGAAAUCCGAUGACAAAAAAGAAGAUAAAGACGAGAAAGAGAAGGAUGAUGAUAAGAAAGACGACGCAAAGAGUGAGAAAGCAGAGUCUGAAGCUUCUGAGAAACCUAAAGAAGAGAAAAAAGACGAGGACGACGAUGACGUGGUUCUCGUGAAAGAGGAGGAGGAUCUGAAGGUAGAGCGUCGCAAGUUUAUGUUCAACAUUGCCGACGGAGGUUUCACAGAGCUUCACACGUUGUGGUUGAACGAGGAGAGAGCGGCGGCACCGGGUCGAGAAUAUGAAAUAUGGCACAGACGACACGACUACUGGCUUCUGGCUGGUAUUGUCACGCACGGUUACGGAAGGUGGCAGGACAUUCAAAAUGACCUACGGUUUGCCAUCAUUAACGAGCCGUUUAAGAUGGACGUCGGUAAAGGCAACUUCCUUGAGAUCAAGAAUAAGUUUUUGGCGAGACGAUUCAAACUGCUAGAGCAAGCGUUGGUAAUCGAGGAGCAACUCCGUCGGGCGGCCUAUCUCAACCUGACCCAGGACCCGAACCACCCGGCCAUGUCGCUGAACGCCCGCUUCGCCGAAGUGGAAUGCCUCGCCGAGUCCCACCAACACCUGAGCAAGGAAUCUCUUGCUGGGAACAAGCCUGCUAAUGCCGUGUUGCAUAAGGUAUUGAACCAGCUGGAGGAACUCCUAUCAGACAUGAAGUCAGACGUGUCUCGUCUGCCAGCCACAUUGGCUCGCAUCCCCCCCGUGGCCCAGCGUCUCCAGAUGUCCGAGAGGUCUAUCCUUUCGAGACUCGCCGCUACUGCUGGGAACCCAGUACCCGCCGGCCAAAUGCCACAGUUCCCCGCGGGCUUUCAGACCGGCACUCUGCCAGGUUUCUCGGCGGCUGCGACGGCGGCCAACUUCACCAACUUCCGGCCUCAGUACUCUGUGCCCGGACAACCUGCCACGCCCUCCUCCAACAAAUCAUAAGCACGCGUAGUGUACUUGCCGGAUAUUGAACACUGUUUUUGACAGCCUUUGGUGUAACGCGUUUAGACGAAUAUUUUAGUUAUAAGCUUUCCAAGAUUCCUGUUCCACCUUGGGUUCGAAAGUGAUAAUUAGUAUUUAGUACUGUUAUGUUAAGUAACAUUUUGAUAAGGUCAUUUUGAAGUGGAAUCCCGAAUCCAUGAAUUUAUUUAUUUCCUCUUAUGUGUAUGUAUCUUGUUUAUGCAUAAGUUAUAUGUGGACUUAUGAAAAUUUUAUUUUUGAUUUACCAAAAAUGAAAAAAAAUUAAUAAACAAUUAUAAUAGUA
Messenger RNA from Pieris napi, 6356 nucleotides. RefSeq names its product chromodomain-helicase-DNA-binding protein Mi-2 homolog (gene Mi-2). Gene Ontology annotation, biological process: negative regulation of transcription by RNA polymerase II; chromatin remodeling. Gene Ontology annotation, cellular component: chromatin; nucleus. The transcript has 20 exons. Lineage: Eukaryota; Metazoa; Arthropoda; Insecta; Lepidoptera; Pieridae. Gene Ontology annotation, molecular function: histone binding; chromatin binding; ATP-dependent chromatin remodeler activity. The record is from RefSeq and is a predicted model, not a curated record. The coding region runs from base 155 to 6034 and encodes 1959 amino acids.